This is a messenger RNA of Xylaria bambusicola, 837 nucleotides long. RefSeq lists its product as uncharacterized. NCBI's taxonomy places the organism in Eukaryota, Fungi, Ascomycota, Sordariomycetes, Xylariales, Xylariaceae. The transcript has a single exon. The record is from RefSeq and is a predicted model, not a curated record. Bases 1 to 837 code for a protein of 278 amino acids.
AUGGACUUCAAAAGAGCCACAACUCGCCUCCGCCACACCUUCGCCUACCCCUCCGACACAACAACCACAUCGCCUUCAUCCUCGCACCACUUCUCCGACUCGGACUCCGACGGCGCCGGCCCCGCCCUCGACGAGCAAGAGCAAGAAGAGCUCAUCCGGUCCCUCGCGGAACAAAACGCCGCGCGCAACGCGCAGUUCCGCAUCUUCCUGCUCACCCUCCCAGCUAUAUCCACACUGCCCUAUCUCAUCGUGUUAUACAGCUCUCUAUCCCAUCUCGUAUCCCGGACAGGUAACGAAGGAGGGAAACGCACGUCGGUGGCAGAUAUAUGGAUCUCGCUCCUCGCGCUCUCGAGCCUCGCUUCCACGGCCUGGACCCUCUGGUCCCUGCCCCCCGGCGUCACAGGGAUCCGCGUGCUCGACGCAUGGGUCGGGUCUUCUUCUUCCACCACCACUCAUACCGACUCCACGACUACAUAUCCAUCCUCUUCUUCUUCGGGGUCCCAACAACACGGUCUUCUAGGCGGCGCCAACGCGCAGCGCCGCAGACGCGCUAGUGCCGCGAGUUCGCAGCUCUUCUUCUGGGCGCAGCUCCAUCGCUCGCCGCUGCAGCAGUACCUGCCCUUCCUCAACAUCGCGCUCUGCAGCCUUCUGGUCCUCGCCGGCCUGUUGUCGUCGCGCCGUUCCACGGCUGCUGUUACCCGCCACUGGGGUCAUGUCGGGCUUGCUAACUUGCCCGCUCUCAUAUAUGUCGUCGUUCUGAUCGCUAAGAUGCUCAUGGGAAGCAUCGAUCCAGAGAAGGAGCUGAGUGCCCUGCGGUACGAGUACAAAGGGGCCUAA